Manis pentadactyla (Chinese pangolin) is the source of this 1760-nucleotide messenger RNA. RefSeq names its product golgi associated RAB2 interactor family member 2 (gene GARIN2). Gene Ontology annotation, cellular component: nucleus. The coding region runs from base 1 to 1194 and encodes 397 amino acids. NCBI's taxonomy places the organism in Eukaryota, Metazoa, Chordata, Mammalia, Pholidota, Manidae. The record is from RefSeq and is a predicted model, not a curated record. The transcript has 5 exons.
AUGGAGAAGAACAGGAAACCCGCCACGAGGCUGCUUGAGCGAGAUGCCGCCUGCACCCCGCACACCUGCGACCCCGGAGAGCUUCAGGACAUGCUGGGCGGAGGGGAGCGUGUCUUUUUUGUGUCUCCUCCCCUGUUAGAGAGCAAUUUUAUCCAGGUCAGCAGGAGAGAUGAAUCUAUUUUCCUUCAUAACCAAGCCAACUGGGUGACUGUAGGCAUCUGCUCCACGAGCCCCACCCUCAAGACCCCUAACGUGAUGCUUCUGGUGCACCUGACACCUGCAGCCCAGAAGGAUACAGAACCCCAGCUGACAAGUCUCCUAAUGUCGCCUUCCCCGGAGAAACUGGUGCUCACCAGGCUUCUCCCGCUGCAGUUUGUGACUCUUUCUGUGCACGAUGCUGAGAAUAUGUGCCUCAGAGUGAAGCUGGUGAGUGGUCAAGCCUACUACCUGAAGCUCUGUGCCCCUGCACAUAAACAGGACACCUUAUUUUGUCAAUGGGUGGAACUCAUCUCGCUCUUGGAUCAGAGGAAGGCCAGAGCUUCCAAAGUGUCAGGAAUCUCAAGCCUCUCAGAAAUCACAAACAGCAUGGAGAUCACAAACAGCAUGGACAUCAUGGACAAUGCAGCAUCCACAUCUGUGCCAGCCCCACACAGGUACACGUGCACAGGCCUGGUAUAUGCCAUGGAAAGCACUGAUUUCUCAGAUGUCACUGAUGUCACCGAUGUCACAGAUACUCCAGAAAAUGAGUUCACAGAGGCCCCAGACAUCAAAAUUGUUACAGAAGUUACGGAAGUCGCAGACCUCUGUGAUGUCAAAAACUGCUUGGAGGUCAUGGUGGUGUUUGAAAACGAUGACAUACUAAGGGCCAAGCAAGAGGAAAAGGAAAAAAUGGAAAACGUUCUGAAGCCUGGCUGUCUACAAGAUACAAGUAAGGAUGAGUUAAAAGCACCGUCCAAGCACACCACCAUCUCAAACACCACACUGACUUCCCAAGGGGAAAGGUGUUUUCAUACUACCUUGAAUCGAGAAGAAAAUGAGACAAAUACAUGCAGAGAGACAAAUGAUAGAACGUCUGAAAUUACUACAACUGAUUUUAAGAACAUUUCUCUGGAGGCUGAAGAGCCCAGGAGCAAGAGAACUGAUUCAGACACUUCAGGUAUGGAACAAAUUCUACUACAUUUCUUUCGUAUCUAAUAAUCAUCUCUGGGUGCUGAAAAGAGAAGUUAAGGGCAAAGGAAUCCAGCCAGAUGUUGUGAUUCAGUGUUUCCUGCUCCUGCUUCAUUCUGAGAGCCUUUCUCAAAGCCUGUCUUCAUGGCAUCUCUCAGUGGUAGGCAUCCCUUCAACUUUUUCCUGUGCUGGUUUCCUAGUUCCCUGAAUCUAACUCACUGAGCAUGAACCACUCCCAAAUUAGCACUAUAGGCAAAACCCAAAUAGAUCCUUGCUGAUUUGGAAGCGGAAUAGUUCACAUCUAAACUUUUCUGGCAAAUGUAAAAAUCAUCUAGUCCCUCUUUUCUUCCUGCUUGUAUCUUUGGCCUCUGCUCUGCUGUCAGGUGAUGCCAUUUAAUGUUUUUUCCAGCAGUGUUUUCUUUACAUAUUCCAUGUCUCAGGAUCUUUCAUUGGUUAAUGACAAGCUUUUGACAUGGAGGUUGUCCUAUAGGCACAGGUGGAGAUCUCUCUGCUUGAUUGCUGCUGCCCCACAUCCAAGUUACCAUCUAAGCUGAGGGUGGAAUAGGCCUCAGCUCCAGUCAUGAACAUAGAAG